Syngnathus acus (greater pipefish) is the source of this 3327-nucleotide messenger RNA. RefSeq names its product two pore segment channel 1 (gene tpcn1). The coding region runs from base 261 to 2753 and encodes 830 amino acids. Gene Ontology annotation, molecular function: monoatomic ion channel activity; voltage-gated channel activity. The record is from RefSeq and is a predicted model, not a curated record. Gene Ontology annotation, cellular component: lysosomal membrane; endosome membrane. NCBI's taxonomy places the organism in Eukaryota, Metazoa, Chordata, Actinopteri, Syngnathiformes, Syngnathidae. The transcript has 27 exons. Gene Ontology annotation, biological process: transmembrane transport; monoatomic ion transport.
CGUAAAACACACCGCCCCACAAAAAGCCAACUUGAAUGUCGAGCUUGGAUUAAAUGCCUUCCGUAUAUCGGUGUUGUUGUUUAUGACAAACUAGUCUCAAAGGACCUUGUCGCGUUUGGUGAAGCCGUCUAAUAGUUUCGGAGUUGGUCUGGAGUGAAAUCUGAGGAUGCCGCGAUGUUCGCUCGUGACUGCUUGUGACACUCUGAGCCAAUUGAUUCAGUGACAGAUGUCCCCUGCGUGCUAGGACACAACCCAAACUAAUGGAAGUUGACGACGAUGAUGUGCCUCUUAUCCUCACCUGGGAUGAUGUAAACAGCGAUUUACUCAACGAGGACCCAGCGAGGGGAGACGAGAAUGGAGGUGCUGGAAACUAUGAUGUAAGAAAUAGUGGCGUAACGUCAACAUCUGGGUCUCAAAUCCACCGGGCACCCGAUGCGUCUAUACGGCAAAGCUGGGAGAUGAACUACCAGGAGGCGGCCAUCUUCUUGCAGGAGGGCGAGAACAAUGACAAGUUCUUCACCCAUCCUCGGAACCCCAAGGCGCUGGCGGCGUACCUCUUUGCCCACAACCACCUCUUUUACAUGAUGGAGCUGCUAACAGGCCUUCUGCUCAUGACUCUGUCGCUGUGCGAAGCUCCCGCCGUGCCUUCGCUGCGUUUGGACGUCUACAUCCACGCCACUCUGGAGCUCCUAGCCUUGGUUAUUGUGGCGUUUGAGCUGUGCAUGAAGCUUCGCUGGCUGGGCUUCCACACCUUCAUACGACACAAGAGGACCAUGGUGAAGGCGUUUGUGUUGCUGCUGCAGUUUGUAGAGGCCAUAGUGGUUCUGGUCCGACAGACGUCCCACAUGCGAGUGACCCGAGCACUCAGACCAAUAUUCCUGGUGGACUGUAGAUACUGCGGUGCUGUGCGCAGAAAUUUGCGGCAGAUCUUCCAGUCCCUCCCACCGUUUAUUGACAUUCUCCUACUACUGCUCUUCUUCAUGGUCAUAUUCGCGAUCCUGGGUUUCUGCCUCUUCUCUACAAACAAAUCAGAUCCAUACUUCAACACGCUGGAGAACAGCAUGGUUAGCCUCUUUGUACUGCUGACCACAGCAAAUUUCCCUGAUGUGAUGAUGCCGGCGUACGCAAAGAACCGCUGGUCCUGUGUGUUCUUCAUUGUGUACCUCUCCAUUGAGCUCUACUUCAUCAUGAACCUGCUCCUUGCAGUGGUGUUUGACACAUUUAAUGAUGUGGAGAAGAUGAAGUUCAAGUCUCUGUUGCUUCACAAGCGCUCUGCUGUCGACCACGCCUUCCAGCUCUUAGUCAGCCGGCAGAGGCCAACGGGUGUCUCACUGAAACAGUUUGAUGGCCUGAUGCGUUUUUACAGACCACGGAUAUCUGCCAGAGACCGCUUCCUUACCUAUAAAGCUCUUAACAGAUCUGGUGCUCCUAUGCUCAGUCUGCAGGAUUUUUAUAAGUUCUAUGAGGUGACAGGCCUUAAAUGGAAGGCACGACGCAGUGGGGAACACUGGUUUGAUGACCUCCCACACACAGCCUACAUUAUUUUAAAAGGCAUUAACCUGAUGGUGAAGUCGAAGGCCUUCCAGUACACCAUGUAUGUGGUCGUGGCCAUCAACGGCGUGUGGAUCUUCGUGGAGACAUUCACACUUGAGAGUGGCUUCUCCUGGUCUAAAUUGGUGCCAUGGAAUUAUACUGUCUUCCUUACCAUUUAUGGUGUGGAAGUGCUGUUGAAGAUCUCAGGCUUGGGACCGUUGUCUUAUUUCAGCUCUGGGUGGAAUCUGUUUGACUUCUCUGUGACCGCGUCUGCCUUCCUGGGUCUGAUUACGCUCGCCUUGAAUAUGGAGCCUUUCUACUUCAUCGUUGUGCUACGGCCACUACAGCUCCUUCGGUUGUUUAAGAUCAAGAAGAGGUAUCGCAACGUGUUGGACACCAUGUUUGAACUCCUGCCCAGGAUGGCCAGUCUGGGUUUGACCUUGAUCAUCUUCUACUACUCGUUUGCCAUUGUGGGCAUGGAAUUCUUCGCUGAUUAUAUUCACCCCAACUGCUGCAAUACCAGCACAGUGGCUGACUAUUACAGGCAGGACGUCGUCACAAUUGACAACAAAACAGUGGUGGAAGGAGGCUACUAUUAUCUCAACAACUUCAACAACAUUCUUAGCAGUUUUGUCACUCUCUUUGAGCUGACUGUUGUGAACAAUUGGUACAUCACAAUGGAAGGAGUGACCUCCAUGACCAGCCACUGGAGUCGUCUCUACUUCAUGACCUUCUACAUCGUCACCAUGGUGGUCAUGACCAUUAUCGUGGCCUUCAUUCUGGAUGCAUUUGUGUUCCGCAUGAACUACAGCCGCAAGAAUCGGGAAAUGCUGGAGAACCCAGAGGAUGAGAAUGGAAUCAUGUUUGAAGUAGAAGUGAGCCGUGACGAAGCUCUGUCCACUCUGGAAUUUUACAAGCAGGCAUGUCCUGGACAGUCAUCUCUCAGCUCUAUGCUGGGAGUCAUGCAAGCGAUGGAUCGCUGUGGGGGUGAACAAAACUCGCCUCUGUUAUACCAAGGGCGGAGGUCGAGGACUAAGGGUGACCUCAGCAUGAAAAUGUAUGAAGAAGAGAUGCAGGUGUGGUAUUUAGAGUAUUCAAGGGAAAACCUGCCUCAGCCAGACCAAAAUCAAGAACCCGACUUGGACAGUCCCACCUCCAAUCCGCCUUUUGUGCCUACGCCUCAGCUAAACUCACAUACUGGACCUUACAGUAUUAACUGACCAACUCGUGCGGCAGUGAUACUACAAACAAUUGUUUCACUCCGGGACUUCUAAUCCCACCCCAACACACUCACCUUUUCACACAGUGGGAGCCGGUCUGGUGUCUGUUGAACAGAUGUGAGAUGAGGACACGGUGUCUGUCCUCACACCGGAGAGACAGCAGGUCCACUGCUGUCAGACAUGUGGUGGAUUUGCCAGGGACCAUUCAACUUUAUAGGAGGAACCUGUCAAUAAUACUUCUUACAGUAUGUAAUGUACAUAUAUAAUGGUGGAGGUCUUUUGUGACCUUUUGAAACCCCCAUUUAACCAAAGUUGGGCUGCUAUGAAUAUUGUCAGAUGAUGACUAGUACAUUUCCUCAACAGCUUACCAAUUGAGGUCCUAAGUGAGCCCAAGUAGCAAUAUCCAUGCAAUAUUUUAAUGCAGUAAUAGUACCUGAGGGUGUCCAAAUCUACAUUCAGUACUUACUGCUGAAUUCCUAGCUAUCAAAUCAAUUUUGUAUAGUGACUAAAAUCAACCAAGAUCAUCACUUUAUCUUUGUACUGUAUUAAAUUGUUAUAUUUCUGUGUAACACAA